CUAUGCACAGACUUUUGUCAGUCUUCUUUUGGUUCUUUAGUUUUUCCACAUUGUUUCCCGGCUCUUUGUUUUCUCAUGGUGGGUUAUUUUGGAUUGAUCAUUAUCUAGGUAAAAGAGGAUGAUGACAAGCAUAAUUGUAAUACAAUUUGGGCUGUUUUUCUUUGUCCCAUGCUUCUUGGCGACAGCUGAUAUUGUUCAACUUGAUGUAUUACCAAACCAUCAAAUAUUUGAGCUGGGAGAAGAUGUACAUUUUACUUGUUGCAGUGCUGAUUCGAUGAAUAGCAAAGUAUUUGAGUUCUACAAGGAAGGGUUAAAAAUACAUUCAACUGAACAGAGUACAAAUUGUACCAACUUUGAGAUUAAAAUCAAGACAAAGCAAGAUGCUGGCUCAUUCCAGUGUCUAUACCAGGAACUUGAAAAUGGAACUUAUAUAGAGUCAAAUAUGAGCAGGUCUAUCACUAUUAAUGUGGCAGAGACCCCAGAGGCACCCUCUAUUAGACUGACACCUUCAUAUACUGUGUAUACUAAAGAGGAAUCUUUUACUUUGACCUGCUCACCACCAAUUGGUAAAUCAGCAAAAGGAAUACAGAUUUACCAGGAAAAAAAGAAAAUUCAUGAAGGGGAUCCAUUGCACAGUGAUUAUAAAAUAUCUGCAUCCUCGGAAAAUGCUUCUGGGAAAUAUACAUGUAAAUAUUGGGAGGAAAUAAAUGGACGGAACAUCAGCUCAUCAGAAAGUGACUAUGUGACAGUCAGUGUAACAGAGACUCCACAAGCACCCUCUAUUAGACUGACACCUUCAUACACUGUGUAUACUAAAGAAGAAUCUUUUACUUUGACCUGCUCACCACCAAUUGGUAAAUCAGCAAAAGGAAUACAGAUUUACCAGGAAAAAAAGAAAAUUCAUGAAGGGGAUUCAUUGCACAUUGAUUAUAAAAUAUCUGCGUCCUUGGAAAAUGCUUCUGGAAAAUAUGCAUGUAAAUAUUGGGAGGAAAUAAAUGGACGGAACAUCAGCUCAUCACAGAGUGACUAUGUGAUAGUCAGUGUAACAGGUGGGAAAAUAUUAACACAACUUGAAUUAAACAAGGUUUGUUUUUAACCCUAAUGGUUUCAUCAUCAUUUAUACAGAUGUGGUACAGUGGAAGUCAAAUUAUAUGGAUUUAAGGUUUCUACUUCACAAUCUU
Rana temporaria (common frog) is the source of this 1181-nucleotide messenger RNA. RefSeq lists its product as uncharacterized. Bases 119 to 1096 code for a protein of 325 amino acids. The record is from RefSeq and is a predicted model, not a curated record. Lineage: Eukaryota; Metazoa; Chordata; Amphibia; Anura; Ranidae. Gene Ontology annotation, biological process: cell surface receptor signaling pathway. The transcript is spliced from 5 exons. Gene Ontology annotation, molecular function: transmembrane signaling receptor activity.